This is a messenger RNA of Saccostrea cuccullata (small rock oyster), 4904 nucleotides long. RefSeq lists its product as uncharacterized. Gene Ontology annotation, cellular component: membrane. NCBI's taxonomy places the organism in Eukaryota, Metazoa, Mollusca, Bivalvia, Ostreida, Ostreidae. The record is from RefSeq and is a predicted model, not a curated record. The transcript is spliced from 16 exons. The coding region runs from base 377 to 3709 and encodes 1110 amino acids.
GAAAGAGCUUGCUCACUGAAGUGGAACGUCACACCUGUAGGUGUCAGAGAAAGGAGAUUCAGCGGAGGAUACGAGGAUUCCUCCCGAAAAUGUCCUCAAACACCAGGAAAACCCCUCUCUAAUGCUCGGUUAUUUGUUGAUGUGUGGUUCAAAGAGGUAAAGGAGUCUGACAGAGGAACCACGAUGCAAAUGGACUAAUGUCCAUCAAAAUCUUACAAGGACGGAUACUUACGGAAUCGAAAAAUGGCAUGGAAUCACAUAUUACAAUAAACAAAACCUCUGGGAAAUAUAGAAUCUAAGAAAAUAUAGAAACUGAGCAAUCAAUAUUGUCAGCUUUCUGACACAUACAGAGAGGGAAAAAUUUCGAGAGAAGAAAAUGAGCUUCAACCGAGAAAAAUCAUACGGCGGAACCAACCUUCUGGAUUCUCCAUCAGAGGCCAAAAGACGUCGAGUGGUGGGGGACGAUGUGUCCAUAGCAAGCACACUCAGCAGUCAGGUGAGCAGCCGCUCGCACUCCCCCACAUUUUCGGAGACAUUGGAUGACAGUUUCCUCAGCACACCUGGAAACUCCCCAGCAACGACGUUAAAGCUGACGGAGAAAUUUCGAGUCAAAUAUGGUAGGACGGAGCUCCUUUCUACCAUUGAGCAAUAUCUUUUGGAUAAAGAUAUCAUUGAAGCUUGUCAGUCCCUUGAUGACACCGAGGGUACAGAUGACAAUAAGAAGGUGUCCCUGAUGGAGUUCCGUCAGCAGUACAGAGAGUUGUCCCAGUGCCUGACCAAUGUCCAGAGGGUGGCCCUAAAGUCACUGGGAUCUCAGAUGCUGUCCGAAAAGUACUUAGUACAGAGCAACAACUUAGACCUCCUGAACAAGUCUUUGACAAGACGUAAAUCUUUCAUGGACUAUGCAAAACAACUUCUUCAACGAGAGCCGAACCACAAACAGGAAAUUGACGAAAGAGUUAAUUCCCUCAGCAAAAUGUGGAGCACUUUGGAACAAGAUGUUAGCGGCAAGGCCAUGUGGCAGAACACACAGACCAUGCUUAGAGAUCUGGAGACAGACCUGAAGACUUUACAGGCCUGGCUAACAGACACAGAGCAGAAGCUGUUUUCGAUGUCGUCCCAGUACCAGCAGUCCGAUGAUGAAUUAAAGAAGAGCCUGGAGGAACACAAGAUACUGCAGAAGGAUAUAGAGUCAAAGAACCGUAACAUCAGUGCAGUUCUUCGCUUGAGUGAACUUCUUCAAAAUGACCUUGAGGACCCAAUCAAGCAUGAUGUUUUCCCCCUGCAGGAGCAGGCCUUUACUCUGCAGCAGAGAUGGCAUGAAGUCUGGCUGGCGUCUGUAGAAGUUCAGUGCAGGCUGGAAAAUGUCCUGAAAGGAGGCAGAAAGAAUGAAUUAUCACCAAAUACCUAUUUAAGAGGCUUGCUUCCUUCCCACUUUGCCCUAGAGGAUGACCCAGCACAUGUAAACUCUGAAGCAGACGACAGCUUCCAGAACCUUUUGCCGCGGCAGGCGGACUUGGUGGAAUCUCCACCCUAUGAUUGCUCCCUGUUGAGUGACAACAGUGGAAAGGACAGUGCGGUGGUCAGUGAAGUGGAAAUUAAGAUGUCCUCAGAGUGCAGCGACUCUGACCUUGACAUGCUAAGGAGGUCACAUCAGAAGUCAGAGACCCGGGACAUAGGAUACAGCAGUGGAACUUCGAUAUCUCCGUUCCCAGCUGGUCACACCAGCACGGAAUCGGACUGCGACGAUAUCAAGAAGCUCAUUGAUAAUGUGGAGAAUCUGGUAGGAGAGAAACAGAAAUCUCCACCAAGGCAGAGGAUGUUUGAGAGCCCCAAGAAAAAGAAGGGCCCCAUCAGUUCCUGUGACGCCAGCAGUGAGGACAGCGAUGCCUCACUGGAGGAUUUCUCGACAGCCUCAGAUGAUGCGGAGGGGCUGUAUGAUAGUAUGAUGGGAGGGUUAGAGUACAAUUCUGAUGUAUCUCUUCCUAAUAACCUCCCAAAUCUAUAUAACACUGCCAAACUUAGGCAGAAUGGAAAGAAAAAGAAGGAUCGACCUUGGAGUGCGAUCCAGAUCAAGGAGUCAGAUGAUGACUCUGUGACCUUUUCAAGGUCAGACACAGCCGUGGAACAGCUCAGGGAUGCUCUGGAGACCCCCACAGGAAAGUGUGAGAUGGGGAGAAGUACCCUGCCACGGGCUGGAGCUAAGAGAAAGCUCUACGAGGCUGAUGCUCCCUACACCUCAGAUCCAGGAAGUUCAGGAUCUGAAGAUUAUGCGACUGCCUACAGUGAAUUCAUUUUGUCAGAGGAAGAUGAAAACAUGGCCAGCACAGCCUCAUUCUCAGAACCUAUCUGGGAUAAUUACCACCAGGUGUAUACGUCUCUAGGGGAGGAAGAAGAACAGCCCCUGACAUGGCAGCCCCUGGAGGAGGAUUUUGAAUUUGAUGAAUUUCCUCAGUAUUCUGGUAUGCAGUCUGCUGCCACUGAAAAGAGGAAAACACCCAGACCCAAACUGGUCAGUCAAGGCAGUCGACCAGGGUAUGACAGCGAUUCAGACCUGGAGGACUUGAAUUGCUUCAUUGAAGACUCCAUCAGUCAACUUAGAAUCGCAGAUCAUCACCUGAAGAAGAAAAGCAAGGACUUCAUGGGUACUGGAGUGGAGAUCAACACAAAUAAAUAUAAUGAAAUCAUUGCCACUUGUCAGACCAACAUAGCUUGUCUACAGAGUGUGCUACAACAUCUCAAUGAUGAAGUCACAGAUGAGGAGGUAGAAAAUAUGAAAGAUGUAUUGGCACAGUGGGAGAAGUUACAUGCCUUUGCCAAGGAACGGCAGUCUGAAUCCAGUGAGUUAUCCACAAUGUACAAGUGUCUUAAGGACGUGGAGGCUGAACUGUCCAGCUGUGAUGAAGGGACCAAGUCAUUCAGCAGUCUUAGAGACCUGGAGCAUUGUCUAAUCAGCACUAAGACAAAGCUGGAGAGCCUGCCCUGUGUAGAAAACAAAAUGGCCACAUUACACAGAAUGUGCAGUGGAUUUCAGUUGGAACAUCCUGCCAUUAACUUACUGGCUUUCACUCAACAAGUCAAUAAGACCAGCAGUAACCUCAGCAGAACCAGAGACUUACUGACAAAGCAGUUGUCCGAACUGGAGUCUGAGUUCCAGGUUUGGAGUGAAUAUGUUCAGGAGAGGAAUGCCCUUGAGGAGCUCUUGUCCUCAGAAUUUGAUAUGGACCUCAUGAUGGCACACAUGCAGAGGGAGGACACUAUACAAUACCUUAAUUCAGUGAAUGAAAACCUACAGAAAUAUGAGGAAAAGUGCUGCCAUCUGCAAUCACUGCGAGGACGUAUAAUGCAGUUUGCAGAUGAGCAGAUGAAAGUGGACAUUACAAAUGAGACGGCAGAUAUACAGGACAAAAUGUUAGAGGCCCACAGACAGUAUAGGACCUUAGUGUGGUCCGUUAAUCAGGGAUCAAUAGACUUACCACAAAAGAUGCAAAAACAUCCAAGUGACCUUGCAUCAAAUUCCGCAGCUGAAGGUCAGACUACGACACCGUCCCGGUCAUGGUACCGCUCAGGUUACGUCAAGGCAGCUGGGGUAUUUGUCAUGUUUGGUAUCGCCUAUCUCGUGGACCCUGAGGCUAUCAAACACCUGGGUGAUCUCACAAUUACACUUGCACCAGAACUCAGAUAUGUCAAUGGCCCACCGCCCAUUUAAAUUUAUAAUUUAUAAAUAGGUCAGGAGAAGAUAUAUUUUUAAAUAUGUAUAUAUUUUAGAUUAAUGUUUUUUUUUGUAAGAAGUCAAAAAUAGGAAGAGAGAAAAAAUUCACAAAAAAAGGAUAAUUUGUGUUAAUAAAUUAUAUUUUUCAAUUUUGUAUAAGUGUAAAAGGGUUUUAAAAAUGGUUUAAUAUAACAUUUGUAUAGUAUAUUAAUCAGAAGUACAAACAUCAUUCCCGUACUUAAGCACAAUUCUUAAACAAUAUGAAAAUAAAAGACCGGUAUGCACACAAUUCAGAGUUAAGAAGAAUAUCAAAAUAAAAGUUCUUAUAUACAUACAGGUGUAUUUAUAUUUGAUACAAUGGGUUAAAACAAAACCAUGGCACAUGGCAAUUAUUUAUUGAUUUUUAAAUUCAAAAUAAAAAUGCAUUUAUCAUUUCCAGAUUGAUAUUUCACAAUCAGUUUCACACAGGCAGCUAUUUACACAACACGGCCUCAGCGAAGGGAGGCAAUCCUACAAUGUACAUUUAUAUAUAUUGUCUCAUCAGGUUGUUCACUAUGUCUCCACUUCAUUUGUACAUAGCUUAUUUAUUUUAUUGUUAAAUUUAUUUUUUGCAUGGGUAGGUCCAGCUGCAAUAAUGUAGCCUUCUCUGAUAUUUUUUAAUCUGAUGUUUUUAGGGGAGAGCUUUGUCCCACCAAGAAAUAAAAAUAAUGGGGAGGGCUACAUUAUUGUAGCUAGGAUACGGCAUAAGGUCAAGUGUAUACCUAUUCAAGGUCAAAUUGGGUAUUGUAGCCAUGUUCUAAGAUGUGUAAAUAAUAUUAAGAUGAUUGUAGAGCUGGCUAUAUUAACAGGGACUUAAAUUAUGCAGUCCUUUGCAAAGAAAUAUUGUAAAAGUAAAUUGAGAGGUGGACCUAAAGGAUGAUAAAAGUGAAUUCAUAGGUCUGUCCACUCAAAAAAGAAAAAGCCCACUAAUGGCAUUUACUAAAUUAGGGGUCCAAACGAGAAAAUAGAAAAAACUUUGGGCAUUUAAAAAUGUGAGUAAAUAUCUCUUAAUAUAUACAACACUAUUAUUGAUGAUAGGUAUUAUUUUGGUGUUGUGAUACAUGUACCAUCUUCAGAGGUGCUUCUUAAAAGAGAUCCAUUUAUAAAAGAGAUUUGCCUCUUAAAGUGAACAUUCUGUAAGAGAAAGUACUUU